Molecule: messenger RNA, 1996 nt
Organism: Phascolarctos cinereus (koala)
Lineage: Eukaryota; Metazoa; Chordata; Mammalia; Diprotodontia; Phascolarctidae
Source: RefSeq, a predicted model, not a curated record
UUUUUAGAACUGCUACAAAUAUUAUAUGAGUGAGAACAUAAACUGCAAUUCUGAAGGAAUUGGUGAGCAGUGCAGAUGGUGUGCAGAACGUGGAAACCUAAUUUGUUGUGACUCUUGCGAUAAUGCUUUUUGCAAAAAAUGCAUUUCCCGCAAUCUAGGGAAAAAAGAAAUCUCAAAAAUAAUGGAUGAAAACAAUCAGUGGCAGUGCUAUAUUUGCCACCCAGAACCUUUGUUAGAUUUGGUUGCAGUCUGUGACUGUGUAUUUGAGGAUAUAUCACUUUUGAGGCAACAGAAUAAAAAGAAGCUAAAGUCUGCAAGUGAAAAGAGUGGUAAGACAUGUAACCAUCCACCUAAAUUCUACUCCACCACAAAAGAAGAAGAAAAACCUCAGUUAGAUGAUUUUCACUCAGAUGCUGUAACACAUUCUUUUUCAUCAUUAAUGGUUUCAAAAGACUUGAUUACAAAGACUGAAACACUACUUGAGAACACUACAGUUAUGAAGUCUAGUUUUGUGACAUUUUCAGAACAAAUAGCCAGCAAUUCAGAAAUGAGCUCAAAUACUAUGUUAAAUCAAUUGAAAGGUGUUAGAUCUGUAAGGAAUGACAUAAGUAAGGCUCAUAAGGCAUUAGAAGAAUGCUUGAACAAGGAGAUAAGCAGCUUGGUUGUUAAAGAAAAGAAAGAAAAUAGCAAAGAAGGAAAACAUGAGAAUGCUAAAAAAGAUGCCAAAAUUAAAAAUGUAGAUAAAAAAUAUGAAGUGGAAGAUAUAUUUGCUACAAAAACAAAAAGGUUUCCAAAUGACAAAACUGAUGCAGAAAUUAUAGUUCCAACAGCAACAACUGGUGAGGUUAAGAAUACAAAUGAAUUUCAAUAUGAACCUGCAUGUACUUCUAAAUCUUUAGAUAUGGACAUUCUAUCCAUUCCUUCUUCAAGACCUGAAGAUAUUUUUGAGAAUCAAGAAAGUUCUAUCAAUAUCCAGAAUGAUGAAAAUACUGAAAUAUAUAAGGACACAGAAAAUUCCCUUUUAGAAACAAAUGAAUCUUCAAAGUUGAUAUUAUUAGUCAAGAAAACAGAAGAGGAAUAUCAACAGGAGAGCAGUAUUCCAGGAAAUACUGAAGUCAUCCCUGAUAAUGACACUGCACUAUUUAACGAGGAAACUGACCUUCAAAGAUCACCGCUUGUGAAAACAACAUCUUCAAUUGGACACAUAGAAAAGGAGCUUGUAACAUCUAAUUCAGAAGAAAGUGGUGAAAAACGUAAACCAAGAUCAUCAGGGCAGUGGGAAAAAGAAGGUAGACAAGUUUUUUUGCCUGAUGCUGAAGAAAAAUUCAAGUUAAUUAAUAAAGAAACCAGUUCAGAUGCAGAUGAAAAGUCAGCUUUGUGGAAGGAGGCUGCCAAGGAGGAUAAGAGUUCUUCAGAGUCUGAUACUGAUUUAAAAUACGACAGUAUUCAGAAGAAAAUUGUAUACAAGGCAAAGCAUCAUGAGCUUAAAGAUCAUAAAGGGAAACGAAAAAGAGAAGAUUCCACUUAUAAUUCAGAUAAUGAUAACAAAAAAGGUGAAGUGUCUGAAAAUCCCAAGAAACAGCAGGAAGAAAAUGAUAUUUUAUCUUCAUCUGACAUGUGGGAUAGUGGAGAUGAAACGAACACUACAUCUGUUCCUGUUUUAAUGGAAGAAGAUGAUGAUGAUCCUGAGAAUUGGAUUACCAAGAAGACUCUCUUAGAAGAAAUAAAAGCCAAUUUUUCCUCAGAUGAAAGUGAAGAAUCAGAUGAUACUAAAAACAUUACUGAAAAGAAAGAUGAAACAAAUACAAGAAGUGAGGGGAUUUGUGAAAAAAGCAAUUUGAAAUCUGAUUCAGACUCUGAGGAAAUUAAGAAGCUGAAAUACAGAUCCCCACUGGUUACAUACAAUCUAAAUAUAAGUGGUGGAGAAUCUGCAGAAGAAACAAAAGAAAGCAAACACAGAAAGAAGAGGAAAGUGAGCAUGGAUGAUUCGGACUGA